CAGCCGACAUCGUGAGAGAAAUACGAAAUGAGGCUAGUCUUUACUGGCCGAAUAAAUGCAAUUACCAAGCACUCCCCCUUAACACCUCUUCCAACAUUAUCAAAACUCGUCCUUACAUCGACGUAGUUCACAAUGCUCUCGCAUAUACCAUAAGAUGUCAAAUUACACCCGUUAGCGUCUCGGGCAGCAACAGUUGGGCUGAGUUAUCAAUUUUAUCAAUUAUCAAUUACCAGUGUUGUGAGUUAUCAAUUACUAUUUUUAUGUAAAAUGGGAAGAAUGGAGCUCCCAGUUUUGGACAAGUGUUGCUUUGUACUGGAUUUGAAGACGGGAUGUAUCGUCCUGGGUGUCGUGAAUUCUAUCCUAACGUUCGUGUUGGCGGUUAUCCUGAUAACGUUCGCGGUGGACUUGAAGGAGAUGUCGCUGGUCAAACGUGAGUUCAGCGACGAAGGCGGCGUGUACUCCGUGCUCUACGCCUUCGUCGUGGUGUUCGUCGUGGUGCUGUUCGUCAAGUUCCUGCUCGACCUGGUGUUCGUCUGGGCUGUAUAUAAGGAGAAGAGUGGCAUCAUAAAGAAGUACUGCAUCUUCUGGAUCGUGGUACUGGUCCUCCACGUGAUCUGCUUCCUCAAAUCUAUGCCGCACAUGGGCGCCGGACAUUUGAUUUCACAAACAUUCUUUAUAGCUGAAAACUUCUACUACAUUGCCGUGGUGCGAAGCUAUUUGAAGUCAAUCAACGAAGACGGGGUGUUGUAAACAUGUCACGGUCUCGGCUAUUUCUGUUUUACCGGGAAUUUGUAAUUUUUGAAACGAUGUUAGACAUUAAGGCUCGCUGCAUACGUAACGUGUUUUAUCUCGGGCGGGAUUGAUAUGACAUGUUAUAGGAUAGGCUAGACACUUUUUUUAAAUGGUCUUAAAUUUCUACUAGAUUGGAAUAAAAUUAUCAUAUUUUUUUGAGACGUGAAUACAAAAAAAAAAUAUUUUUUUGACAAUUAAAUUAAAUCAUUUAAAAAUAUUUUUUUAACUAUUCGAGCCAAAACGCUGUCAGCCAUGGUAGUCUAUAUCUUAUAGUUUCAUGACAUCACGUAAACACUAAACCUUGACCAAACGGUUUAGUUAUUGUCAAAAUUAAUUAGUCAUUAAUUAGUUUGAUGUUUAUUCCUUUAUUACAUCAAAUAAUCUUGUGACGUCACAAAAUAGACAACACCGUUUUUGUCGUUUGGAAAAUAUAUAAUUUUUAAAUUGAGUUUUCUAAGGAAUCCUUAACUUAUUAAUUAAUAUCGAUAUAUUUCGAACCCUAAUUCCGCGUAAGUACUAUACGAAAUUAAUAUUGUUUAUAUUAAAUUUGAUAUGAAUCUACUCUAUAAUUUUUUUUAUUAACUACUCUACAUUAUUUUUUUUUUAUGAAAUAUAUACGAAAGUGACAGUGUACACUUCACGCGAUGGACGGACGGACGGCGCGGCGACGGUACGUAAUGUUGUGAAAUCAGUAUAUCGUCGCCCCGUCCAUGUCCGUCCCGUUUCGUAUGCAGCGACCUUAAGUAGUCUGUAAACUCAUAACAAAAAUUCUAUGGAUGUAACGGUGAGUUUUUGAUACAUUUUAGAGUUUAAACUACUGUAAGUUGUUUCCUAUUAUUAUCUAUUACAAGAUCCGAAUUAGAGAAGUCCUAUACCCAUCCAUUCCAAUAAAGUAUUGCGAUUAAGUUGCUUUUACAAAUUGAAUUUCAAAAAAAUUAUUUACAUUCGGUAAGUGGGUGAAUAACAUUUCUUUUUCAUGACUAUGACUACUCUUUUUAUGAAAUUGAUAAAGUAAAUUUUUUGGAUUAUGCCCAACUAAUUUCGUCGGGCAUAUUUCGUGAUUCCAACAUAUUUAUACGGGUUUAUUUAUUUAGAUACUUCCGGUUUUGUUAGUGAGUUGUAUCCAAUUGCGUUAGUUUUUUCUCAAUUUGUAUUUUAGUUGCAAAGUAUUUAAUAGUUUUAUUGUAGCAGAAUUUUUUUAAUUUAUUAUUAUAUAUUGUAAAUAAAUUUAGUUUCAUAUUUGAAAGUUACUAAUACUAUAGCAAAGACUUUUACCACGAAGUAUUAUAGACAGCGAAUGUUCUCUAUUACAUGUUUUAGAUUGAGAAUUUCGAUUUUUUUUCGAUUUCGAUUUCGAAUUGAGAAUAACUACAACUGUUUUACACGUUUCCCUGUUCAAAGAUGAUGAUUAUAAUAUGCAAACCGCAUAAUUAUUUCUCACUCACUCGGUAUGACGAUAUACUACAGCUCGUGCAGAUUAACUUGACUCCUGGCCCGAAUGAUAUUUUUGCAGUUUGUUUGGUUGCGUGUCAAGUUAAUGCGCACGAGUAAUAAUGAUUUAAUUUCUAAAUAAAAAAAGGGUUUGUUUCUACCGAGUUAUUGAUCAAUAAAAGUGCAACUAAAUAUUACCUAUAAUCCAAUAAAAUGUAAGUAAAACACAAUUCCUUGGACCUCUUCCAGAAUAAUAAAUUUCUAAGUUAAGGCUCCUGAUGUUCUUUAUUUAUUGUAUUACAGAUUAUUGCAAAUGUAUUUUGAUCUAAUAUUUAUAUACCUACCUGUAUAACUUUCUGCGAUGAAUAUUUUUAUAGUUUUUUCUCUACAAACUUGGGUAAGAAUGUAAAUUAUUCUUAUUUUAUUUACUGUAUUGUUAUAAGGCCUAAUUUAUGAGAAAUCUUUUCCAUCGAAAUAUACCUAUAUAAUAAUAAUAAUUUUUAUACACAGUAUACUAAAUAAUAUUUUUUUAACAAUAAUGUAAUUUUGUCAUGUUUUGCACAGUAAAUGUAGCAGUAAGUUGAAGGGACCCUAAUUAUUUUCUACUUUGAAUGCCAUUGGAAAUGUUUCAUAGGUUUUUCAAAAACUAAAUUUGCCUCGUCGACAGGGUAGAAAUAAGUUUCAAAAUCACCACGAACUUUUAUUUAGCUAGAUGCCGCUUGUUCAAUGAAUAGAAACAAAUCCAGUCAUGUAUUUUUUUUUGGUAUAUGGAUGGCCUUGAUAAUGCCAUGCAUCAUUAUGAAUCAUCGAUUCUAUAAGUAAUAUAAAGAUUUUGUAAGUUUAUAAUUUACUUAUAAAAUCGAUUAUCAAAACAUUUCUUUUUAAUAGGCUUAGUACAAGCACUUUUGAAAAGUCAGGUAGGUAAUCAAAAGUAAAAGCGCAUCAAAUUUUAUUGAAGCUGGGCGUUAAAAAAUGGCGGCCACGCUGGUGAAGAUGACAUGCGGUAUCUAUCUUAAUAUUAAACCGUGGUUAUUGCCAAAAUUUUCAGAAACUAAGUAUUUUUAACGCAUUUUUUUGUAAUACAAAUUAAAAUCUUUAUAUGUAUAUUAUAGAUUUUUUUAUCAAUAUACUCUAACAAGAUAGUUGGUAUUAUCUUUAUAUCACUUAUAUUUUAAAUUUAUAUAAAUCUACAUUUCUAUUAUAAUCUGUAAUAAUAAUCUAUAAAUAUAUUUUAUAUUUUUACAUUAUUUAUAUGAUGUAUACUAAAUAUUUUUAUAAUUUAUACGAACUACAUUUUUAUAAAUACCACAGUCUAAUGAGAUUUCAUGACCUUGUUGCUUAAAAAUCUUUCACCGUCAUAUAUUUUAUGAUAAACUUUUAUAUAAAAUUGAAAUUUUGUUUUAUAAAGCAUACAUAUUUAAAUCAUGUAUCGUAAACGUUGUUUUAAGUUCGCCGUACGUAAUAUGUUUGUUUCAGACGAGAAGGGACGACAAAAUAUUGUUUUAUACCAAAUUCACACGAAAAUCUAUAUGUACUUAAAUAGGGACAGGACGGCGACUGUUAAAUAAAAGCGAUGUCGGCGCUGCGUCCUUUCGCAUAUAUUUUAAAUUACAUGCCACAUGAAAGCGUUGCACGUCGUAUGCAACAUCAUUGUUGAAAGUGACUAGGUGAGUGCGUUAUCCUCUUGCAUUGUGAUGCGAUUGCGGCGACGCGCAGUCGUGCGUCAACGCAACGCAAUGCAAUGCGCAAUGCAACGCACUAAUGUGACCCUUACACGACGUCCCGUCGCCGAUCCGUUCACCUCAUAUCUCUGUUCCGUAUGCAGUGACCUUUAUUUUGUUAACUGCAUUGUUAACUGUUUUAGUGUAUUUUUUAUUAAUGAUAUGGUCCGAUGGAACCAAGUCGAAGAUAUUCUAUAUCCUUCUAACUAUCUAUCUAAGUGUAUUAUGUAAAUACGUAAUUACUAAAUAUUAAAUUCAUUGAAGAAAUGAAAAAAAAAAUAUGUGAAUAAAAAUUUAAAAGAAGUAAUUAUUCAUUGUUUAUUUAAAAUUGUUAAUUUGUAUGUUAAAAUUGUUGUCCAUUUAAAUCGUGUCGAAUAUUUAGUAAGUUUCUAAGCUGCUAUUAUUUUAAUGUGAGCUUUUUUUGAAUUUAAGGGCUUUGGGGUAGUUACGAAAAUUGUAUUUUUUUUGGGGUUAUUACGAAAAUUUAAAUUAAUUACGAAAAAAAACCGUAAGUAGGCAAAUUUUGCUCAGGUCUAUGCAGGCUUGCACAAGGUUUUUAACUAGGGUAAGAAUUAAACUUAAAAUCGUCUAUCUGGCAUUAAUAAGUCACUGAAUACGUCUGUAGUUAGACAGGACAAUAAAAUUACAUGUUAAAUAAUUAUGAAACAGUUAAAUAUAAGCUGGUUAAAUUUUCGUAACUAACCCACAGCGCUUUAAUAAAUAAAGAACGGAAAAGUGCUAACACUUUUUCACAGCACUGUUAAUUAAUAUUUACACAGAUUUUCACAAAAAUAUACAUAGGUACUCGUAUUUAUUAGGUAACUACUGCUUUUCUUGCCUUGUUUUUACUCCAAAGUUCGUCUGCGACCACUUUAACGAUAAGGCCGUCUUUUUACGCUCAUUAAAAAAUAUUACCUAAUUAUUUUGUGAAAUUCCGUGAAUUUGUAAUUUUGCUGUAUCUAUAGCGAAUGUAAUCUUUGUGUAAAAAUAUUUUGUGUUCAAUUGUUAUGUCGAAUAUAUAUUUUAUAUUUAGCAUGAUAUUUGCUUGAAAUGACUUGCUAAAAAUAAAUUCAGGUUUAAUAAAUUUAUGAAAAAUUAUAUUUAUAACAGUCGCCUAGUAUGGAAUACGAAAUUUGGUGUUAAAAAGAAAUAUAAAUCAAUAAUGUUUCUAUGUUAUUGUCGAUUAAUAUGUUAAAAGUUACUACUGCCUGUACAGUUGUAGAUUGAGGGACUGUCAUAGCCAGAUCUUCUUCAUUUUGUAAAAGCUGAAUAUUUGCCAGCUAGACCUCCUACCAUAGAUAAAUACGGGAGGCAACUAUGGAGUUUAACCAUAGUGGCUUUAGGAGGUAGUCCUAAAGCCCUUUUAAAGUUAAAAUGGUUAUGGCUUGAAACCUGCUAAAAAAGAUCCGUGUAAGAAACGACCUUCACCCAUCUGUUUAAUACAUGAAAAGUGUUUUAUACCAAAAUUAGGAUGUCAAAAUAUGUUGCGAGUAGGUUUCCUAAAAAUCUCCUGGCCAGACUAUCAUUAAUGACAGAUAAGAACAGUUUGACCAGCAGAUUUUUAAGCAAUAUUUUUUUUAUUUUAAGACAAGUAAGCCCUUGACUUGACUGUUAUCUUACCUUAUGACGAUGCAGUCUUAAAUAUUGUAAGCGGGCUUAUUUGGAAGGUACGAGUUUAUUCUACUCAUACCUCUGACGGUUUCUACGUAUCGGAACGCUAAUUGCUGUGCUAUACGUCUUUGUCGGUAGGGUGGUAACUAGACACGGUAGAUUCAAAAUCCUAAACUGACCCAAGCUGCAAAUUGAACCAAGAACCUCUCUGUUGAGAUCCACAGCACUACUAAAUACGCCAGAGAGGUCGUCAAAAAACCUACGAAUACUCGCAAUAUAUUUUUUUACGUACUCGUACUAUACUCGAUAUCAAAGCACUUUAUCCAUUAAACAGAUGGGUGAAGGUCAUUUCUAAUUAUCAUCUUAGACUUUAAGUUUUCAGGGUUCAAGCUAAGUACAAAACGAAAGUUUAAUAUAUUUUCCCCAACAUAAAAUGGGCAUUCAAUUAUUCAUAUCCCCAGUCGUCAGUAAAUUAGAUUGAGGAAGGUCUGGCCACGGCAUGUUCUAGUUCAGUACAGUUACUGUGUACGUAGGCACGGAGAUAAUUAAAAAAUACGACAAUAAGACGUCCUUCGCUUUAAUUAGAUCAUAGAUCGUGUCUAUUACCUCUCUGUCCUCUAUAAAACCGGAGGAAUGACUAUAAAAUAUACAUCCACCAUUUAAAUAGAAUAUUUACACUUACAUCCCCAUAUCUUGUGAACUGAUUUUGAUGAAACUAGGAGUGGACGAUAUACAUCGAUGUUUUAAAAACACUCGAUGUAUUGUAUCGAUGCAUCGUAUUGAACCGAUGUAUUGUUAAUACUUCAACAUCGAAUACAUAUCGAUGUUUUUCAUUCGAUACAUCGAAUACGCAAAUGGGGAUCCACACUGCGUAUUUAUCCCGUCAGAUGGCGCAUCGUCGAUGGUUUGAGCAGCAUUUCACCCCAGCAUUGAAAAAAAGAAAGUGAGAAAGAGCUACAAAAAUUAUAACCUUUGUAUCAACAGUUCAUUCAAGUCUGUGCAAAAAACAUUAUAAAGACACGGAUUAUCACGGAAAAUCUGCUAUUAUAGGAUUGUAGAACUGCUUUUGUACGCUGCCUGUCUAACCUAAAACAAUCGAUGUUUAAGAAACAUCGAUGUAUUUCUCAAUACAUUGGAUUACCAUCGAUGUAACCAAACGAUGCAUUACAUCGAAAAAAACAUCGAUGUAUUUUUUUAAUGUCCAUCCCUAGAUGAAACACUAAGAAUCAUCGCUGGAAAACCAGCUUUCAAUAAAGAAACAUAACGAAAUAAGGUCACCAGUUUAAGGGGUUGAAAAUAUUCGACCGUUCAUCCCCACUUAUAUUCCCAUAUCUUGUGAAAGGUUGAACUGAUUUUGAUGAAACAUAUCUAAGAAUCAUUGCUGGAAAACCAACUUUCAAAUAAGUAGUGGUAUGAUGCCACAGGCGUGUUAACAAAUAGACACACAUAGCGGUCAAACUUAAGACACUUCUGUUUUUGUGUCUCGGUAUACUUAAUAGUCGAUGAUGGUAAUAAAAUUAAUAAUACUUACUUGUAGCCUUGCCAGGUCUCAUGCUAAACAUUGAGAGACACAAAUACAAAUAUUACUAUAAGUCAUUCCUUUGGUAGUUCCAAAUAAAAUAAAUAUAUCUAUUACUCAUAACUAAAACAUUAAAAAUUCGAGAUAAAGUUAUUAUAAAUGAAACUUCCUUCGUAUAUCUUGUUACAUAUCUAGAAGUUUGAUGUUUAUAUAUCGUCUAUCCCUUUACGAUGAAUGUAUCUACUACCUAUAUUAAUAGGUUUCCUCAAAAUCUUUUAUAUAUAACAUUAUUGUAAGGGUCUGUUCACAUAUUUAUCUACUAGAAAUAUUAGAACCCAAAGGCAUUACAGAAUUUCUAUAAAUACCGAAUGUCUUACUAUUUACUGUUUUUUUUUAUGAAAACGCAACGAACAAAAAUAAAGGCAACUAUUGAACUAUAUUUUCAAAAUAUCCAGGGUCCAAAUCAAACAUACAUGCAAAAUAUCAUCGGCUUGACAGAUUUAAAUAGUCUUUUGUAUAUUUGGUAGGUAGGUAAAGGUUUUAAAGUAUUUUUCACUCUCCUACCCUUAACCUCCAUUUUCUAAUCGUGAUUUUAGUAUUUUUGUAUGAAAGGAAUUUAUAUAUGUACUAAAAUGUUUUUCAGAUAGCAUGGGUAUGUAGACAGUUGCCGUAUGACGUUCAUAAUACGUACUGUAAUCGUAAAUUGCGGAAACUUAACUAUUAUUCUCAAAAUUAAUAAUAUUUAAUAUAUUAAGGUGAGAAUUUGGGGUUAUAUGAUUAGGUAGAUACAUAUUGUUAAUAUUAUUUUUAGUACAGUAUGUGAAUGGACCCGUUAAAAGGAUUUAUAUAAAUAUUACCCAACUAAAUAAAUCAAUUGUUAAAUGCUUUAAAUGUUGCCAUGAUAGUUAUUUACACAGAUGUGACAUUAACAUUGGUUUUAUAGACAUUUGGUGUUUCUGACUGUUGUACAAUCGCUUGGUUGAACGCAUUGAAGUUAAUAUUGCAAAAUAAAUGAAAUAAACAACUUUA
Bicyclus anynana (squinting bush brown) is the source of this 8103-nucleotide messenger RNA. RefSeq lists its product as uncharacterized. The transcript has 5 exons. The coding region runs from base 268 to 750 and encodes 160 amino acids. The record is from RefSeq and is a predicted model, not a curated record. NCBI's taxonomy places the organism in Eukaryota, Metazoa, Arthropoda, Insecta, Lepidoptera, Nymphalidae.